UUGCAAAUUUUUAGCUAAAACGUCUUUUCAGCCCCUUCGCGAGGGUUGAAACAAAAAAUUCUUUGUCUAAACAUUUUUUAAUACUCUUUCCUAACUUAUAUCAACAAUGCAAGCUGUUCCACAACAUUUCGAUUUAAAGGUUUAUCUGACUGCAAGCGCGCGCCCAUGCACUAACCUUCGCCCAUAAAAUUUCCUCACACUGCAUAUUACAUAACCCUACUUUUUUAACCUCACUUUUUGUGGUUGAAAAAAUGGGCAAAUCGUGGGCCGAACUGGGCGUGAAACUCCACAAAGAAGUACAAAAUGCUGUUAAAACUCUCAAUUUCCCCACAAUGACCCCAAUUCAAGCGGCCGCAAUUCCCCAAUUAUUAAACAAAAAGGAUGUAGUGGCUGAAGCUGUGACAGGAUCGGGGAAAACCCUAGCCUUCCUCAUCCCUCUACUCCAAAUACUCAAACAACGCGACAAAUGGAAAAAAGCCGAAAUUGGGGCCGUAAUUAUCUCACCGACACGUGAAUUAGCCACUCAGAUUAAGCAAGUUUUGAACCAAUUGCUUGAAUCGAUAUCGGGGAUAACUUCGCUACUGUUAGUUGGGGGCAAUUCAGUCGACGAGGAUUUAAACAACUUAAAAUGCAACGGUGGCAAUAUCAUUAUUUGUACCCCUGGUCGUUUUGAAGACUUACUUUCGCGCAAAAGUGAUUUUAAUUUAACCCUGGCCUUAAAAAAUCUGGAAAUAUUAAUACUGGAUGAAGCUGACCGGCUUCUCGACUACGGUUUUCGCAAGUCUCUGGACGUGAUCCUGAGUUAUUUACCGAAACAGAGACGUACCGGUCUUUUCUCAGCCACUCAGACCAAACAAUUGCAAGAUUUGAUCAGGGCCGGGCUCCGAAAUCCCGUUCUGGUGAGCGUCAGUGUCAAGGCCGAACACAGCACGCCCGAAAAAUUAGAAAAUUAUUACGUGGUUGCGAAUAAUAAUAAUAAAUUAGCCGCACUUUUCGCAUUUUUGCAAAGUCGGGACGUGCAAAAGGCGAUGCUGUUUUUGCCGACUUGUGCCGUCGUUGAUUUUUGGUCGGAAACGUUUCCGUGUGUUUUCAACGAUUUGCCCGUUUUGGCAAUUCAUGGGAAAAUGAAAGAAAAGCGCAAAAAAAUCAUAGAGAGGUUUAAAAAUUCACCCAAGGGAUUAUUGCUCUGUACCGAUGUUUUAGCACGAGGAAUUGACAUUCCGGAGGUUGAUUGGGUCCUUCAGUGGGAUCCCCCGGCCAGUGCUAGUGCUUUCGUGCAUCGAGUUGGCCGGACUGCACGUCAAGGACGUCAAGGUUCGUCGUUACUUUUCCUCCUAGAUACGGAAGAAUCCUACGUUCCGUUUAUCGAAAAAAAUCAAAGAGUUAAACUAGACCCACUUUCCGAUGUUUCGGACACAAAAACGUGUGAAAAUUUGCGAAACAUUUUACAAAAUUUGCAAAAAACGGACCGCGAUUUAAUGGAAAAAGCCAAACGGGCGUUCGUUUCGCACGUCAGAGCCUACUCGAAACACGAAUGUUCGUUGUUAUUACGAAUCAAAGAGUUUCCUUUCGGCCAAGUGGCCACAAGUUACGGUUUACUCCAAUUACCGAAAAUGCCCGAACUGAAAAAAUACGAUUCGGUCGGAUUCGAACCACUGGAAAUCGACCUCAACACAAUCCCCUACAAAGACAAACAACGGGAAAAAGCAAGGCUUCAAAAACUUGAGAUUUAUCAAAACACUGGUUCCUGGCCGGGGAAACCCAAAAUUGUGAAAAAACCAAGCGAGCCGUGGUCGUUAACCAAACAAAAGAAAAACGAAAAGAAGGAGAAACGACUGAAACGAAAACGAGCGAAAGAAAAAAAGAGGAAAAGUGGGCUAAGUGAAGAGGAUUUGGCCGAAUUGGCACAAGAUGUCGCCCUGAUAAAAAAAUGCAAGAAGAGGAAAAUCUCGGAAAAUGAGCUUGAUAAGAGUUUCGGACUGGCGUAGAACGAGGUUAUGUAACGUGAUAAAAAUAAAGCUAUUUUGGUGGU
This is a messenger RNA of Tribolium castaneum (red flour beetle), 2032 nucleotides long. RefSeq lists its product as uncharacterized. The transcript has 4 exons. The coding region runs from base 252 to 1988 and encodes 578 amino acids. The record is from RefSeq and is a predicted model, not a curated record. Gene Ontology annotation, molecular function: ATP binding; nucleic acid binding. NCBI's taxonomy places the organism in Eukaryota, Metazoa, Arthropoda, Insecta, Coleoptera, Tenebrionidae. Gene Ontology annotation, cellular component: nucleolus.